Messenger RNA from Rhagoletis zephyria (snowberry fruit fly), 747 nucleotides. Lineage: Eukaryota; Metazoa; Arthropoda; Insecta; Diptera; Tephritidae. The record is from RefSeq and is a predicted model, not a curated record.
AUGGCCGAAGUAGCAGCCGACUCGGCGACCGUGACUGACAAAGUCGACGGGUGCGUCAGUUCGAAGGUUGAGAAAGUUGAAGACAGCGAUAAACCAACAGCUGAAACAAAUGGUCAUGGAAAGGAAACCACUCCAAAAAAUGGAAAGGCAGAAAAGCAAACGGAAGAUAAUGGUGACGAGGAUUCGCCUGAAGCAGAACCCGAGCUGUACUUUCCGCCCAAAGUGAGCCUUCCUUUGGUGGACGUCAAGACAAUGGAAGAUAAUGAGGAUGUGGUCGUCGAACUGCGUUCUCGCAUUUACCGUUUUGACGACUCUGAAGAUGAGCCGGAGUUCAAAGAGCGUGGCACUGGAGUAGUCAAGAUUCUCCGACACAAGGAAACGAACAUGUAUCGCAUUCUUCUCCGUCGCGACAAAACUCACAAAAUCUGCGCCAACCACUACAUUACAUCGACCAUGGAGCUAAAUAAGCACAACAACAGCGAUAAAGUGUUUGUCUAUUCAACUCUCGCUGAUCUCUACGAUCUUGAAACUAAUCCAGAGACAUUUGCCAUUCGCUUCUCAAACCCAGAGAACGCGGCCAUCUUUAAGAAAGGUUUCGAUGAAGCCGUCCAAGUGAUGAAAAAGAAGGAAAAAGAGAUUGACGAACUGAACAAGGCUCUCGAAGAGGGGAUGAACCUUGAGCCAAAGAAGGAGGACCAGGCUUCUUCGGAGGCCUCUGCCGCUGAGCCAGUGAGCAAGGAUAAAUAA